Rubroshorea leprosula is the source of this 666-nucleotide messenger RNA. NCBI's taxonomy places the organism in Eukaryota, Viridiplantae, Streptophyta, Magnoliopsida, Malvales, Dipterocarpaceae. The record is from the annotation of a GenBank genome assembly.
CUUCACCGCGUUUUCUCCUUCUAAUCUCCUUCUCCAAUUGUCCCUCUCGAUUCUACCUUUUUCCAAUUCUCCCUUAGUCGAAAAUUUGAGAGUAGAGCACCGAGCAGGUUCUGAUCUUUCUUAUUCUGAUCCUCUUCAGUCACCCUUUCUGAUUCUCCUCCCAUUGAAACCCUAAUAAGUAUGAAGAGCACUGAUUUUGAGAGCGGAUUUUUGCCUUCUGCUGUUGGCUGCCAUCCACCAUUGAUAACCCUCGAUGGAACUAAGGUUGAUCAUAGGAGUGUGCCCAAGUUCAGUGAAAUUGCUAAGUACUGUUUAUCCAUGGCUGAGAAGCUUGUGGUUUUGAAGGGAGACGGGCCUAAAGGGUUUUAAGUCAAUCUUCUUUUCUUGAAAAGGUCUCUUUCAUUUAGAGUGAGCUGAUAUGAAGUUUAGAGCAAAGAAAGAGCAAUUGAAGUACCUGAUUAGUUUCUCUAGUGUGUUCCAUGUUGUAGACAUACUUUUGUGGCCAAAAGGGAAAAAGCAUUGCAUGUUGUAGACAAUUUCUUUUUAUUAUAAUGACUGCAGAUGGAGCCUAUAGUUGAUGUGAAUUGAUUUGAACAAGAGAGUUGUUUUCAGUUAGGAAUUUCGAGUGUUGGUUGAGGAGAAGAAAAAGAAAUGAUUUGGAGAUGU